Anolis carolinensis (green anole) is the source of this 5298-nucleotide messenger RNA. Its product is annotated as microtubule-associated protein futsch-like. The transcript has 2 exons. The record is from RefSeq and is a predicted model, not a curated record. Lineage: Eukaryota; Metazoa; Chordata; Lepidosauria; Squamata; Anolidae. The coding region runs from base 281 to 4963 and encodes 1560 amino acids.
CGGUAGUUAUUGGCAACAGGGAUAAAGGAAGUGGAAGAGAAGAAAAAGAAGGCCACGCCCAGAAUGAAAUACUGCAUCCCACAGCUACCCCUUCUAAUAGGAGAGCCAUGAAACCAUCUGGGACUGAGGAAACUAUUUGGAAAGAACAGCCCUGAGUUAAGUCCAAAGGGAAGAAGGGAAUAAGAUUGUCACCAAAACGCUAUAUCUGGACCCAAAGGAAACUCUUGAAAGCGCUAUCUUCAACAACGCCGUGGCAUAGCCAUAAGCUUAUGGAGGAAGAAUGGAUGAAUCCGAGACCCCCCUUGACCCUGAUGCAGUUGAGAACAACAAAGCGAGUGAAGAAAAGAUAGACAUAGAGGAACAGAAAGAUAACGAUGAGCCCAUUGAGGAGGGGCAACACCAAGAAAGUGGAGAUAGCGUCCCUGCAGUGGAAGAAGAUGUUCCUGAGACAGAGGACCGGGUUCCACUGGUGGAGAGCAAAGUGAGCCUUCCCCCAGACCUAAAUGAUCAGAUUGGCUCCGCUCCUGCCAGUAAAACUGGAAGCGUAGUGUCAGUCAGGAAACAGUCAGAAAGUGACCAGCAGCCCCUGGCUCAAGAAGAGCAACCCCCAGGCCAAGAAUCACGGCGUGGCAGUCAAGUUCCUGGUGAAGAAUUGCGGCGUGGCAGUCAGGUUGCUGGCCAAGAAUCGCGGCGUGGCAGUCAGGUUGCUGGCCAAGAAUCGCGGCGUGGCAGUCAGGUUGCUGGCCAAGAAUCGCGGCGUGGCAGUCAGGUUGCUGGCCAAGAACCGCGGCGUGGCAGUCAGGUUGCUGGCCAAGAAUCGCGGCGUGGCAGUCAGGUUGCUGGUGAAGAAUUGCGGCGUGGCAGUCAGGUUGCUGGCCAAGAAUCACGGCGUGGCAGUCAGGUUGCUGGCGAAGAAUUGCGGCGUGGCAGUCAGGUUGCUGGUGAAGAAUUGCGGCGUGGCAGUCAGGUUGCUGGCCAAGAAUCACGGCGUGGCAGUCAGGUUGCUGGCCAAGAAUCACGGCGUGGCAGUCAGGUUGCUGGUGAAGAAUUGCGGCGUGGCAGUCAGGUUGCUGGCCAAGAAUCACGGCGUGGCAGUCAAAUUCUGAGGCAAGAUUCACGUCAUGGCAGUCAACAGCCUGGGCAAGAAUCACGUCGUGGUAGUCAAUCUUCUGUCCAGGGUUCACGUCGUGGCAGUCAAGUCCCAGGGGACAUAUCUCAAGAGCUUCCUGGGCAAGAAUCGCGCCGUGGAACUCAGCCCGCAUUGGAGGAAUUCCAAGAAAAUCAAGAGCUCCCUGGGGAUGGGUCACGCCGUGGCAGUCAGCUCCCAGGAGAAAUAUCUCAGGAGCCUCCUGGCCCAGGAUCACGGCGUGAAAGUCAAUUGGCAACUGAGAAACCUGAGAAAGACCAACAGCUCCUUGGUGAAGAGUCACAUCAUGAUAUUCAGCCACCCAGCCAAGAAUUGCAGAUCUCACAGAGUCGGAAAUCUAUCAGUGAAGUGGAAACCACAGAGAACGUGACUUGGAUCAGCCAAAGAACUGGGAAAGUCAUGAAAUGUGAGAUCCAGCAGACAAGUCGGAUUUGGGAACGCAAGCCACUUGCUGAAAUCCUUCAUCCUUUGACUAGAAUGCUCCCAAAAAUGUCAAGCACAGGGAAAACACCAGUUCACGUACCUUCUGAAGUUACGGAAAAGCCUAUAGCGCCCCAACCCAGCAUCCGAAAGUCACAGGCUGAGGCACCCCAGCCAUCUAAGGAGGAUGUGACUUGGGUCAGCAAAAGAACAGGAAAAGUUGUGAGAUGUUCAGGUCAGCAGACCAGCAAAAUCUGGGAAAAAAAACCUCUUUGUGAAAUCCUUCAACGUUCUGUUCAAGAGCCACAGGUCCCAAAAGAAAUGCCAGAAGAAGUUUUAGUGGUUGAACAAGAGGCCGUUCCACCUAUGGAGACAAAGCCUGAACCAGCUGAAGUGGAAGAAGCUCCUUUCCAAAGUGUAGAAGACAAGGAGCCACAACACGAUGAACAGUUGGUGGAGGAAGAGACAAAAGAGUCUGAAGAGAUUUCUGUCCAUGAGAUACUGCAGACAGAUAGCAAAGUGAGCAUUUUUAAGCAAAAAGAAUUGGUGGACCAAAUAGAGCAGACAGAUAUCAUUCCUGAAAGUGCAACAUUGACCAGAAAACUAACAGGAGAUAGACAGCAGCGGGAGAGUCUCCUGGCAAGGCAGGAAGCCAUAUGGAUGGAACAGCAAGUGGAACCUACCAGUCAAGAGCCAGGAGAGCAACAAGAACCAGAAGGUGAGGUAACUCAGCAGGAACAGGAAGAGGCACCUGAGUCCCAAGAGGACAGCCAAGCACUGGAGGAAGCUGAUGCCCGCAGGGAAAGUCAACCUCAGGAGACAACAGAGUCCCGAAAGGGCAGCCAACAACCAGAGGUAACAGAAUCUAAAGAGGGCAGCCAGCAGGCAGAGGUCACCGAGUCCCAAAAGGACAGUCAAGAGCCAGAGGCACCAGAAGCGCCAGAGGCACCAGAAGCGCCAGAGGCACCAGAAGCACCAGAAGCACCAGAGGCACCAGAACCACCAGAGGCACCAGAACCACCAGAAGCACCAGAAGCACCAGAAGAACCAGAGGCACCAGAGGCACCAGAAGCACCAGAAGCACCAGAAGCACCAGAAGCACCAGAGGCACCAGAAGCACCAGAGGAACCAGAGGCACCAGAAGCACCAGAGGCACCAGAAGCACCAGAGGAACCAGAGGCACCAGAAGCACCAGAAGCACCAGAGGAACCAGAGACACCAGAAGCACCAGAAGCACCAGAGGCUCCAGAAGCACCAGAGGAACCAGAGGCACCAGAAGCACCAGAAGCACCAGAAGCACCAGAAGCACCAGAGGCAACAGAAGCACCAGAAGCACCAGAAGCACCGGAAGCAACAGAGGCACCAGAGGCACCAGAAGCACCAGAAGCACCAGAAGCACCAGAAGCACCAGAGGCACCAGAAGCACCAGAGGCACCAGAGGCACCAGAAGCACCAGAGGCACCAGAAGCACUAGAAGUACCAGAAGUACCAGAAGCACCAGAAGCACCAGAAGCACCAGAAACACCAGAAGCACCAGAAGCACCAGAAGCACCAGAAGCACCAGAGGCACCAGAAGCACCAGAAGCACCAGAAGCACCAGAAGUACCAGAGGCACCAGAGGCACCAGAGGCACCAGAGCCACCAGAAGCACCAGAGGCACCAGAAGUACCAGAGGCACCAGAGGCACCAGAAGUACCAGAAGCACCAGAAGCACCAGAGGCACCAGAGGCGCCAGAAGCACCAGAGGCAACAGAAGCAACAGAAGCACCAGAGGCACCAGAGGCACCAGGGUCCCGGAGGGGUAGCCAAGCACCAGAAGGACCAGGAUCCCGAAAAGGCAGCCAAGCACCAGAAGUACCAGGGUCCCGGAGGGGUAGCCAAGCACCAGAAGAACCAGGAUCCCGAAAAGGCAGCCAAGCAGCAGAAGUACCCGGGUCCCGGAGGGGUAGCCAAGCACCAGAGGCACCAGGAUCCCGAAAAGGCAGCCAAGCACCAGAAGUACCAGGGUCCCGGAAAGGUAGUGAAGCACCAGAUGUACCAGGGUCCCGGAGGGGUAGCCAAGCACCAGAAGUACCAGGGUCCCGAAAAGGCAGCCAAGCACCAGAAGUACCAGGGUCCCGGAAAGGUAGUGAAGCACCAGAUGUACCAGGGUCCCGGAAGGGUAGCCAAGCACCAGAAGUACCAGGAUCCCGGCGGGGUAGCCAAGCACCAGAAGUACCAGGAUCCCGGCGGGGUAGCCAAGCACCAGAAGUACCAGGAUCCCGGCGGGGUAGCCAAGCACCAGAAGUACCAGGGUCCCGGAGAGGGAGUCAAGCACCAGAAGUACCAGGGUCCCGAAGAGGAAGUCAAGCACCAGAAGUACCAGGGUCUCGAAGAGGCAGCCAAUCAGUACCAGGGCCCCGGAAGGGUAGCGUGGCACCAGAGGUAACAGAGUCCCGAAAGAGCAUCCAACAGCCAGAGGUAAUGGAGUCCCGGAGGGGUAGCCAAGCACCAGAGGUACCAGGGUCCCGGAAGGCAAGCCAACAGCCAGAAGUAACAGAGUCCCGGAAGAGCAUCCAAGCACCAGAAGGACCAGGGUCCCGAAAAGUCAGCCAGGCACCAGAGGUAGUGGAAUCCCAAGUGGACAGUCAACAAGCAAAGGUAACAGAAGCUCCAAAGGAGACCCAGCCAGCUAUGCCUCCAUGUGAAAUAACUGAAGAACCCCAUGUUUCUGAAAGUCAGCAUACUCUAGAAGGCUUGAUCUCCUUUAUAGGAGAGGAAAAAGGUAUACAGACCUACAGCAUAAUUUCUCUACAAGAUGGCAUCUGGCUGAACAGAAAAACGGGAAAGUUUUUGGUGAGUCACGGCCAGCAGACAAGGGUCACCUCACUCCUGAGCUUUAGCCAAAUGGCCUCCGAAGGAGAUGAAGGCCUUCUGAAAGUACUUGGUGUUGUGAGUGAAACUGGGGAUGCAGACGCAGCAGGAAGAGUUCAAAAGAGUGAAGCAGUGGCCGAUAAUGACCAGCCACCCACCCAGGACCGAGAAUCCCACCGUGGCAGCCAGCAAACCCCAACGCAAGAGCUGCAGCAGGAUGACCUGAGUCCUGAUGGUCCGGAGCAUCCUGAAGGAGAAGAAACUGCUGUGGAUGAGGCAGAGAAGGACCUGGAAGAAGGAGAAUUUGCUGAGGAUACAGACGACCUGGAUAAACUAAGUCGCCACUUGAGUGCUGCAACUUUGCAGAGCAUAGCUGCCGAGGAAGAAGACGAUAAGAAAUCUCAGCGGACAUACAGUGCUAUUUCCUUACUGGAAGAUGCUUGGCUCAACAAAAGAACCGGGAGGCAAGUGUUCUCCCAGGUCCUACAGACUGAAGAGUCUUCCUUCCACCAAGGAGAGCCUCUGGCUGAGAGCCAAGAGUAGACUGGGGCUCAUGGUGUAACUCCAUUGGGAUAAUAUAUACCAGCCUGAAAGACAAGAAGGCCUUCAUGAUGGUAGUAAUGCUGAAUGCCCAGUCUGUCCAGUGAGUAAUGGACUGUUUUUGAAACUGUAGAGAGACCCAACAGGCAGAAUUUUCUAUAAAGGACAAGUUACCUUGAAGAGUAAGUGUGUUCCGCUGAAAAGAAGGCAGAAGAUCAAAUAGAGUGGGAUGUGUAGGUGCCGGGGAGUUCCAGGGGAAAUGAUGGGCAUCUUUUUGUCUGGAUGACAAUUCCUUAGGCUGGAAGAAGCAGAAUUAAAAACAAGAAUGGGGAAAGAUG